Solanum pennellii is the source of this 777-nucleotide messenger RNA. RefSeq lists its product as uncharacterized. NCBI's taxonomy places the organism in Eukaryota, Viridiplantae, Streptophyta, Magnoliopsida, Solanales, Solanaceae. The record is from RefSeq and is a predicted model, not a curated record. The coding region runs from base 1 to 777 and encodes 258 amino acids. The transcript has 2 exons.
AUGGCCCCCAAAGACGGAAAUGAAUCGGACAAUGAUGAGGAGAUCCAAAACCAGAUGACUUCACAAGAAACAGGGACAACAGAAUUAAGGGCGUUAAAACAACAAAUGGCAGAGAUGUACGAGGCUUGGAUGAGUGUCGACAAGCGAUCCGAUAUAUCCCCUGGAUUCGGCCCCUAUGCUAACACAUCCAAUGUCACUGGAACUUCUAUGGUGCGCCCUUCGAAUACCCCUGUGAUAAGUAAUCCACUCUUUGUGUCAACUGCCCCAACUAACAGCAUCCCGCAGCCAACGAUGGUGCCAAAAUCCAACAGCGAUCCUCCGCCCAAAGUUCGGCGUGAUCAGAGUUACACUCUUGAAGAGGCCAUUAAAAUUCCAAGCUCUCAUCCCCACAUUCAUCAAUAUAGUUUCCCUGUCGAAAUUGAGAAGAUGGUCAAGAAUGAGGAACAUGAAGAAAUGACUAAGAAAAUGAAGAGUUUGGAACAAAGUAUAAGAGAUAUGCAAGGAUUAGGAGGCCACAAAGGCAUCUCGUUCAGUGACUUGUGUAUGUUUCCUCACGUCCAUUUGCCUGCUGGUUUUAAAACUCCAAAGUUUAAAAAAUACGAUGGUCACGGAGACCCCAUAGCUCAUCUAAAGAGAUAUUGCAACCAAUUGAGAGGUGCAGAGGGCAAAGAAGAGUUACUUAUGGCCUAUUUUGGGGAAAUCUUAGUAGGGAUUGCAUCUGAAUGGUUCAUAGAUCAGGAUAUCACCAACUGGCACACAAGGGAUGAUUUGGCUUGA